Cinara cedri is the source of this 886-nucleotide messenger RNA. NCBI's taxonomy places the organism in Eukaryota, Metazoa, Arthropoda, Insecta, Hemiptera, Aphididae. The record is from the annotation of a GenBank genome assembly.
AUGAAAGAAACGUUGUCGUCCGAGUUACGGACGCAAGUACAAAGGAGCGUCUACGUACAUGCGACCUGUACGUAUUAUUCAUGUACGGGUUACGCGAGUCGUGGUCCGGCACUUAGAGAGAUGAAGAAAAACUACAGGAUUUCAAUGAGAAAAUACCGAGGAGGGGUCGGGUAUAAUAAUGACUCGGAAAGUUUCCAGAGGCGAAUAACCGUUGAAAACCAUGCUGCUGCCGUACAGCGAGCAGUGUGUGCGAUAUUUUCUAGUAGGAAAGAGAUCGGAAUGGACAGCACAUCAUCGCAUGCAUCGAAGGGUUAGUUCGUUAAUAAAAACGCGAAACACAUGUUGACAGGGAAAAAAACAUUGUUAUAAGUAAUUUAAUGUACAUCUGUAAGCAACGAUAAACCAUUGUUGAAAAAAAAAACGAUUCUGAGCGGAGCUCAGUUGAUAGUGUCGCUUUGUCAACAAUAUAUAUAUAUAUCAUAUUAUGGUAAAAUUCCAAUUAUUACAAUUCCGAAAUUAAAAUGGAUCCCGUUUUUCCUAUGUUUUUCCCAUUUUCACAUUUGUUGAGAAAAUUCCGGAGAAAAUCGAAAAACGACCUCUUUAAAGUACCUCCCAGUGAAAUUUUCUUUUAGAAAGAUGGCUAUCAUCAUAAUUUGGAACAAAAUUGCAGAUAGAAAAUUUGUCCACAGAGCAAAAAAACCAUUAACUUCUUGGCUCCACUCUGAAUCUAAAUUUAACACGUAGAUCUGAGCAGUGAUGGUACGGUACAGCUGAAAAGAGCCGGAAGAAAAUCGACGCGAGAAAGAAGCGGAAUAGCAUAACGCGAAUGGCAAUGGUCCUAAACGGACUGUAAUAAGCCUGAGAAGAAGAAGAAGAAGAAGAAGAA